Molecule: messenger RNA, 3045 nt
Organism: Arachis duranensis
Lineage: Eukaryota; Viridiplantae; Streptophyta; Magnoliopsida; Fabales; Fabaceae
Product: disease resistance protein RPP13-like
Exons: 1
Coding region: 229-3045 (938 amino acids)
Biological process (GO): defense response to other organism
Molecular function (GO): ADP binding
Source: RefSeq, a predicted model, not a curated record
GGAAGAUGCAACUGAACUUUACUCUUCUCUUGACUCCAAAAGUCGUCUUGAAUUAUUGAGUGCGCUUCUUUCCUAUGAUCCUUCCAGCUCUAAUCUAACCACAUAAGAAAUUUAAAGAAGUAGAUGCUUUAAUGAAUCAAUGCUCAUCAAGCACCUACCAUCACUUUCCCUUCAUUAAAUCAUAAGUUUUAAGCUCAAUAUUCUACUUAGACCCGCAACAACCCUGUGAUGGCAGAUGGUGUGGUUUCCUUCCUUCUAGAAAACUUGUCCCAGCUGCUGGCAACUGAAGCCAAGCUACUAUGUGGCUUGGAAGGUAGAAUCAGAUCCCUCCACAGUGAGCUUGAAAUUAUAAACGUGCUCCUCAAAAGCUUCGAAGGGAAGAGGAACAAGAAAGAAAUGGAGCAAGUAGUUGCCAACCAAAUCAGAGAUGCUGCUCAGGAAGCUGAGGAUGUCAUCGACACCUUCGUUGCCAACGUGGCCAUGCACAAGAGGAGAUCCAAGCUAGGGAGAAUGUUCCAUGGUGUUUCCCACACAAAGCUGCUUCAUGAUGUUGCUGAGAAAAUAGAAACCAUAAAAGCCACUCUUAGUGAUAUACGUGAGAACAAGAUCAAGUAUGAUGUCUUCCAACAAGAAAGUGAAUCAUCGUCGACAAGAGAAGAUGAGGAGAGGAUUCAGUUGCUGCACAAGAGGAGAAGAGAUGUGGAGGAACAUGAUGUAGUUGGUUUCGUCCGGGAAUCCAAGACAGUUAUCCAGCUCCUUAGUGAAGAGGGAUCAAGGAGCAAUGUUGUCUCCAUCAUUGGUAUGGGUGGGUUGGGCAAAACCACCCUUGCUCGAAAGGUCUAUAACAGCGAUGAGGUGAAGGCAUAUUUCAAUUGUCGUGCAUGGGUUUAUGUUUCAAAUGAUUGUAGAGUUAAGGAUCUUCUACUUGGCAUUCUCAACUGUUUGAUGCCUAACCCCGAAUAUGAGUGUAGUAGCAAAAAGAAGGGAAAAAAGAAAAAGAGCAAAGAGAAACCAAGAGACCUUAAUACUUUAAGCGAGGAUGAACUGAAGCAAAUAGUGCUGGACUGCUUGAAGAAGAAGAGGUAUCUACUAGUCCUUGAUGACUUGUGGAAAGUUCAAGAUUGGGAUGAGGUACAAGAUGCUUUUCCAAAGGAUAAUAAUGGUAGUAAAAUACUAAUUACGAGUCGUUUGAAAGAGGUGGCUAUCCACACUAGUCAAGAUCCUCCUUUCUAUCUUCAAUUACUUACUGAUGAAGAAAGUUGGGAACUCUUCUCCAAGAGAGUUUUUCGUGGAGAAGAGUUCCCAUUUGAUCUAGAGGAUCUAGGCAAACAAAUAGUCAAAAGUUGUCAUGGUUUGCCACUUUCCCUUGUUGUUUUGGCAGGGCUUCUUGCACAUAAGGAGAAGUCAUACCGAGAAUGGUCCAAAGUGGUAGGACAUGUUAACUGGUAUCUCACUCAAGAUGAAACCCAAGUCAAGGACAUCGUACUCAAACUCAGUUACGACAACUUGCCCAGAAGAUUAAAACCAUGUUUCCUGUAUCUUGGGAUCUUCCCUGAAGACUAUGAGAUACCUGUUAGGCAACUGCUUGAACUAUGGGUUGCUGAGGGAUUUAUACAACAAUCUGGGACCAGAUAUCCCGAGGAAGUUGCUGAAGAUUAUUUGUAUGAGCUCAUUGAACGUAGUUUGGUUCAAGUAGCACAAAUCAAGAGUUUUAGUGGAGGUGUCAAAACAUGUCGCAUCCAUGAUCUUCUUCGAGAUCUGUGCAUUUCUGAGAGCAAAGAAGACAAGCUUUUUGAAAUUUGCAUGGAUAAUAACAUUUUGGCAAGAAGACAACCUCACAGGCUAUCUCUUCAUUGCAAUGUGCCUCACUAUGUUUCUUCAAGCAACAACGACCAUUCAGUUGUACGUUCUAUGUUUUGCUUUAACCAAGACUAUCAUUUUACUCCAAGCAACUGGAAACGGCUUUUCAAAUCCUUCAAAUCUGUUCGAGUAUUAGAUUUGGGCAGCAACCAUUGUCUAAAGGUCCCUUCUAAUUUGAGUUUAUUUAUCCAUUUAAGGUAUCUAAGAAUAUACUCGCAACAUACCCGCAUCAUUCCAAAUUCUAUAUGCAUGCUUCAGAAUCUACAGACACUGGACAUAGCAGGGCCUUGUAGGAUGGUUGUCUUGAUUUCUUUCCCCAAUGGACCAUGGAAACUAAAACAACUAAGGCACUUGCAUACAAUUAGGCCCAUAUUGCUACGUGGCAACCAUCAUUCAAGAGCAGUUGCUGAAGUUAUGUGGAAUCUUCAAACCAUCUCUUCCAUUGCACUCAAUAGGCAAGUAGCAUAUCUAUUUGAGAAAGGAAGCUUUCCAAAGCUUCAAAAGUUGGGUUUGCUAAUCUCCUCAGGCAAGAAGGGGGAACUGCACACACUGUUGCCAAUCCUACAACAAUUAAGUCAUCUGAAUAAGUUACGAGUUUCCUUCCAAUGGAAGAAGUCAGAAGUGCAUUCAUCCGCAAGGAACCAUAUGGAAUGGCACAUUGGAUGCAAGCCACAUGAACUGUUACAAAGCCUGCAACAGUUAACUAGUCUGAGUUCAUUGAAAAUUAUCAAUGCUUGGGACCUUCCAACAUGUCCUGUUGCAUUUCCUCCAUGCAUUACAAAGCUAACUCUGUCAGGCAUCACUUGCAUGAAUGAGGAUGGGAUGAAUGCCAUGGGAAGUCUCACUAGACUUCGAAUUUUGAGAUUAUAUGGGGGAUAUUAUUCAAAUGAUUCCUUUGAGAUUAAUUGUUCUUCAAGUAACGGGUUCCCACAACUGCAGGUGUUUGAGAUGAAAAAGUUGAAUGUUGGUAACUGGAAAUUAGCCAAUGGUGCAAUGCCAUACCUUGAGCACUUGCUGAUCGAAUCUUGUCGACAGUUGGAUGAUCUCCCAAAUGAAUUGUGGUCUUUGAGUGCCCUGAGACAAGUGCAUGUUUUGCUACCCUCUGAAGCAUUGUCUCUCAGACUAAAAGAUAUUGAAAUGAAGGAUGGGUGUGAGCUCAUAAUCAGAGAGGGUUUGAAUCAAUAA